AUCGAAGUGUUUUUGUCAAGCAAGUUAAAGGACCGGAACAGAGGUAGGAUUAUCCUGGGAGCGAGUUGGCCAGUCCCGUUCGAGUAGCUAUCGAGAUACGGGGGCUAUCUUUCUUCAAGGCCAGUCCGGUUAACGGACGAUCUUACGCUAAGUUUUCUUUUCUCUAUUAUUUUCAUAUUAAUAUUUUAUUUCUAAUUAUCGUUUCUAUUUUAUUUGUUCUUGCAUUUGGUGGUUUGUCUGGUGAUUUGUGAUUAAACUCGGGAUUUUUUAUCUGACUAAACUCGCAUCAUUAAUACUAUUUUUCUAACAAUCUUGAAGAAAGAUAUUAUUUCUCGAGUUUUGAAAAUCCAAUAUGACGAACUUGGAAAAUGCUGCUACUUCCGAAAAUGUUGUUGUUGAGAAUAAUGUGAAUGAAAUCCCUGAAAAUAAUGUUAAUUAUGUGUCUGUGACUAAUUCUGAAGACACACCUGAAUUUGUUGCCACGGGCUCUCACAGGGUUGAUUUGACCGGAAUGCCUGAAAAAUUUAAAGUCAUGGCUGUAAUUGAAAAAUUCCCCAAAUCGUGGGAAGAUUUUGGUUUGACUUUAAAACACAAAAUGAAAAAGAUAACUUGGAAAUCUUUGAUGCAUUCCAUUACUGUUGAGGAAGAACAUAAGAAAGCAGGUUACAUUGUUCCUGUUGAAUUUCAGCCAAAGGCUCAUGUUGUAACCGUGGGAAUACAGUCACAAAAUUCUAAGAAUAAACAAUCAUCAUCUUUUAAACCAAUAAAGGCCAAAUUAAAAAUUGCAAAGAAACCAAAGGCAAACCGUCCAUGCUGGAACUGUGGACAGAUGGGGCAUUGGGCCAAAUUAUGCCCAAAUAAAAAGGCUAAGGCUCAAUCUGGUGGACCUCAAGUCAACAUGGUGACUGGAGGAACUAGUUCUGAUGGCCAGCGGUUGGAAGAACAGUGAUGAUGGGAAACACAAGUGCUCCUAGUGUGCAUGGAGUUGGAAAAGUGGAAAUAAAAUUUCCUUCGGGAAAAAUUCUAUCUUUGCAUGGGGUGCAUCAUGUUCCCGAAAUUAGAAGGAACAUUGUUAGUGGUUCCAUUCUUGUAAGGGAGGGUUAUGAAUUGUCUUUUAAAUUAAAUAAAGUUGUAAUUUUAUUUGGUGGAACAUUUAUUGGCAAGGGUUACUUGUCA
Cuscuta europaea is the source of this 1176-nucleotide messenger RNA. The record is from the annotation of a GenBank genome assembly. Lineage: Eukaryota; Viridiplantae; Streptophyta; Magnoliopsida; Solanales; Convolvulaceae.